Molecule: messenger RNA, 7325 nt
Organism: Xyrichtys novacula (pearly razorfish)
Lineage: Eukaryota; Metazoa; Chordata; Actinopteri; Labriformes; Labridae
Source: the annotation of a GenBank genome assembly
AGUGCUGGACACAAUUCGGCGUCGCACACAUUUCGCUUCCUGGUUCUUCUGUGUUGUUGAUGUCCGCCGAUCUAAUCUGUUUUAUGGUCAACGGUAGUAAUUUUGUUACCUAAAUGAAAUCGUUAUGAUUCGGAAAACUUGUGCGAUUCACUAACAGCCGAAGAGAGUCGAUUAUCACUGCUCGGUUAGUCAGUGCUUUCUAAUGUUGUUUGAAUCAGCAUGCUGUCAUCACCUCUAGGUAUGCAUGUGUUCAUCCACUUACUGCGAUUUAAAAAAAAUAUUACCAUCAUGCAUGUUCCUAUCAUGAUUUACUGUUUCAGUGUCUGAUCUGACAUGAAGUAUUCAUUGAUUUUGAUUUGAUUUUAAUGCUUCACAAUCUGGCUUUACUGAUUACUGUGAUAUCUGAUUGUGCUUUCCCUUUCAAUUUAAUGUGCAGUUGUUUUAACCACAUGUCCGUCAAUUGUGUCUCAAAAAUCAUGAGAACUUAAUUAUUUACUUGUUUCGGUUCAAAGAGUGACCUGUUAACUGGCUACUCUCAGCUUACUGCAACUGUUCUUGUCAUAGUCAUAGCAGCUGUUGAAACACAGAAAUGGUCAUGGAUGAAUCUAUGUCUCUCAGUGUACUUUACUAUUAUAUUCAUUAAAAUAUUCAGCACAUGUGCAUCACUUACGUCUUUACAGCAAAAUGAGGAUAAAACCGAAGCAGUCUAAGUAAGUAGGGGAGAGUGGGGUAAGUUGAGCCACCCCCUGUUGCUUGGAAAUGGUGAAAGAAAUUGAUCAUGUGACCAAAUAUUUAGGAGAUGGGCAUCAAUUCAUGGAGUCUGUGAAGGUUAGACGCACAUGGGUGAAGGGAUAAGACAUUUAUUUCCAAAAAAACAUUUUUGACCCUUGAAAGUGAAUUUAGUCUGUCAUAAGAUUUAUUAGAAUUGUGUUCAGACCUAAAAAGAUCAUUUUAAAUUUGUUUUAUACAUCAAUUGUGGUAUAUAUGAGCUUCAACAUGAGGUCCAAAAGUCCAACAUUUUAGCUUAGAGGACUAAUAAAGUCAUAAAAGUAGUUCAGGGGUAAAUUAAGCCAGUGGUUCAACUGAGAAAGUAAAGGAGUCUGAUGAGAGGAUCAGAGUUUCAGUUCAGAUUGUUGAAAUGUGUAACUUUUUUGUUUCAAAAAUACAGCUGUGAAUGUUCUGAAUCACUUAAAGCAGUGGUUCUCAAGUCCAGUCCUCGAGGCCCACUGUCCUGCAUGUUUUGGAUGUUUACCUGCUCCAACACACCUGAUUCAAAUGAUCAGCUCGUUAUCAAGCUAUUACAGAGCUUGAUAACGAGCUGAUCAUUUGAAUCAGGUGUGUUGGAGCAGGGAAACAUCCAAAACAUGCAGAACAGUGGGCCUCGAGGACUGGACUUGAGAACCACUGACUUAAAGGCAUUCUUAUGUUAAAAUGUUUUUUCUUUACAAAACAGCUUGUUAGCAGUUAUAUGCAAUAAUAAUAAAACGAAUUAUUGUACCAGUUGAAUAGCAUAUAAUAGUUAAAAAUACACAUGAAUGUGAAGAAGUGAUUGUUAUUUUGGGAGAGAGUAAGUGAGGGAGGGCUGGGGUGGAGAGUUGGGGGGGUAGUAGGGAUACGGCUCAACUUACCCCGCUCCUAUAGUCAACUUACCCCAUACACAGGGUAAGUUGACCACAGGAGACCCCUUAUUUGGUAUGCUAUACUAUCAAGACAGUUCUGUUUACACUCAUUCUGUUGGUUUGCAGGGAUGAACAACAUCUUGAAAUAUAUGCAGAUACACUAGUUAGAGACAAAACUAUGAUUGCCUUAAUGUAGUGAUCUGAAAUAUGAAAAAUGGCUCAUCUUACCCCACUCUCCCCUAUUGGCAGCAUUUAACACAGUCAAUUCAUCAGCUUUAAUUAGUGAAUCAAUCUUUAUUUACAGUAUAUAGUGCCAAUCCACUACAAGUGUUAUCCCAAAGCUUCAAUAAUCACGUCUCUUCUUCUGUGCAGGUUGGCUGAGGGCACAGCUGGUUUGAUGCCCAUACUCCAACAUGGAGCACCCUGAUUUAAUCACGCACAAGAACGGGCGGCAGAGGAAGCUGGCGGAUUCCACCGUCCCACGUGAAGAUAUGGGAGGCAAGGACAGAGGAGAAUCUAGCGCCUCCGAACCAGAAGUAGAGGGGGAUGCAGUGGGCCUUAUCAGAGGGUCAGACUCUGAAGGCAAGAGGAACAGAGUCCAGUCUGGGAUUCACCGCGAGUUGGGCAACGUGUCACUUCUUCUGUUCCUUUAUGUACUACAAGGGAUUCCACUGGGACUGGCUGGUAGCAUUCCUCUAAUUUUACAGAGUAAGAGUGUCAGUUAUAAGGAUCAAGCAUUCUUCAGCUUUGUAUUCUGGCCAUUUAGUCUCAAACUCCUCUGGGCACCACUAGUGGACGCUCUCUACUUCAGUCGAUUUGGUAGAAGGUAAGAAGGAAGUUUGUGUGCUAUGUUGACGUUUAAUCACCUUUAAUUAUUUCCUUACUCUACUCAUGUUCUUCUCGUUUCAUCUCCCACAAUUCUGCAGGAAGUCAUGGCUAGUGCCUACGCAGUAUCUGCUCGGCCUUUUUAUGCUGUACCUCUCGAUGUCGGUUGAUUCGCUGCUGCAGAGUGAAGGAGGCCCCAAGGUGGCCACACUUACUGGAGUUUUCUUCAUGCUUGCCUUCCUGGCAGCAACACAGGUAGGGAAACAUUAACACGGUGACAAAAAACAUAUCAGGUUAGGGACAUACAGCAGAGUGAACUUGAUAAAAUCUCUUUCAUUCUCCAACUGCUCCAUCUUCUCUGAAUUCAAGGACAUAGCUGUGGAUGGUUGGGCCCUGACCAUGUUAUCCAGACAAAAUGUGGGCUAUGCUUCUACGUGCAACUCUGUGGGUCAGACAGCUGGUUAUUUCUUGGGAAAUGUGCUUUUCCUGGCUCUGGAGUCUGCUGACUUCUGCAACAGAUACCUCAGAGUGGUGCCCAAGGACACAGGCAUUGUCACUUUGUCAGGUACUUCCAAUUCCUGAUGCAAGUUCAGAAAAAUAUGAUAUUUUUAAACGGAUAACUGUUGUUUGUGAAAUCAGUGUUUUCCUGCUAAAUAGUGUCUGCUCUUCUGAUACAGACUUCUUGUUAUUCUGGGGGACGGUGUUCCUGGUUUCCACCACAUUGGUUGCUAUCAUUAAAAAGGAAAAUGAACAGGGCAAAGGAAAGAGGAGAGUACAUGAAGAGACACACGGUGUGACAGAGACCUACAAGCAGCUGUUCUCUAUCAUAAAAAUGCCCACGGUCUUCACCUUUUGUUCGCUGCUCCUCACUGCUAAAGUACUUAAAUACCAAAUAUUCAGUAUGCCUUUUGACAUUGAACUGAUUUUGCCUUUUUGCUGUGAGCAUUGUCAUCCAUAAAUAAAAUGCCUUGUGUGUCUUCUGUGUUUGUUUCAGAUUGGUUUCUCUGCAGCUGAUGCAGUUACAGGUCUUAAACUAGUUGAAGCAGGAGUUCCCAAGGAGCAGCUGGCAUUGCUGGCAGUGCCCAUGGUACCUCUACAGAUCCUGCUACCUUUAGUCAUCAGUAAAUACACAGCAGGGCCCAGACCUCUGGAUGUCUUCUAUAAAGCAUUCCCCUUCAGGUUGGUACUCCAAACACGCUGCCACACAGACCCAUGAAUGCGCACAUUCAAUAAACCAAAAGCUAAGAAAUUUGUUGUGUAUUGUUCACAGGUUGCUGAUAGGAUUGGGGUAUGCGUUGCUGGUGUGGUGGACCCCCAGUGUAAAACAAGAAGGAGGGUUCCCUGUUUAUUACUACGCCAUUGUGCUGCUUAGCUACGCAUUGCACCAGGUUUGGUCUAUAUGUCCUUUUUUUUCUUUUACAGUGUUUUGUAGUGCUGGUCAGAUUGAUUGUUAUUUGGUCAGUCUACUAUUCUGGUGAAUGGCAGAUUAAGAGAAUUAUGGAAAAAUCUCUUUUUACAAAAAUGACAAGGCAGGUAACUGAUACUGGAUGGAGGUGAUACAACAUGUUAAACACACCCUUAUUGCAACCGUGUUGCUGAAAUCACAUUUCAAACCAGCCUAUAUUACUCAAUAUCAUUUUUCAGUUUCGACAUUUGACUCGCUGUUGUUUCAGCAUUUAUAGUGAAGUAUGUAAGCUUUAAAUGAUUUAAAAAGCAUCAAAUCCUUUUUUUAAUUGAAAUUUCACACAGCAUCCCAUCUCUUAUGCAAUUGGGGCUGUAAGUAGAAAUGAUCCCUUGGAUCUAUGGACAGGUCAAUUUAAAGCCAGCAAGUUGGGGCGCACAGAUGGCCGAGCGGGUUAGCAUGCCUCAUGUAUGGGGACCACGAUCCCUGCUGUGGUCGCAAGCCAUUGUAUAUUUAAAUAUAUAUUUAAAAUCACUCAUUAUUUUUAUGCAUUAUGUCUGCAUGCCCUUUCUUUCAGCUCGCAAGGCCUUAUCAAUAAUAAGAAAUAAAAUUAACCAGAAAAAAAAAAAAAAAAAACAUUUUUAGGUGUCUGAUGUCUGAGAAGUAAACUGCUAAGACGAAUGAUUUCCUUGUUUCUACAGGUGGCAUUGUACAGUAUGUAUGUGGCCUGCAUGGCCUUCCAUGCCAAAGUAAGUGACCCCCUCAUUGGAGGAACCUAUAUGACCCUGCUGAACACCGUCACUAAUCUUGGUGGUAACUGGCCGUCCACUGUGGCUCUAUGGUUGGUGGAUCCACUGACCUCGAAGGAGUGUCAGGGGGCUGUGGGGCAGAGUUGUGGCUCUGUGGAGGAGUCAGGGGUAAGUAAGUGUAUGUGUGUGGCGGGGGAUAUGAGAAUAUAUUGAAAGUAUAGUAUGUAACUAAAUUUAAUUUAUUUUACUUUCUGUCCCCAGCUCUGCGUAAAGGAGGGCGGCGUUUGUGUGACAACAAUGGAUGGGUACUAUGUGGAGUCUGUGGUUUGUGUUGUGAUUGGUUUAGCUUGGUGGCUGUGGUUAGGGAAGAAAAUGAGGCAGCUUCAGGAGAGGAGUCCAGCUGCAUGGAGAUGCAGAAUUCAUCAGUAAUAACAUGAAUUAUGAGUCCCUCUGACUCUUUCCUUUCUCGCGUUCUUCUUCCCAACAAUGACUGGAAAAUUGGUCACUUCUCUCUCAUCCAUCUGUUGUGUCACACUCCAACGUCUACGCACAGAAAACACUGUUUCUUACACUUGUCACCGUGAAGUACAUAAAUCUGAUGAAGUGUAACAUUGUCUUUGAGAGUGUAAAUCCUUAUUGUUACUCUUUCCAGGUGUACCAUAUGCUUCGAAUGUGAGCAACCUGUCAAACUGGCUAAGAAUAAAUAUAUAUAUAUUACUUUGCUGCUCCAAACAACCCACCAAACCAUAGCUAAGUCUAGUUUAACUUGCUGUCCAGAUCGUUGAGUUCAUUUACUGACAGCACACAGUUUGUGCAGGUUUUGCAUGUAGCAUCAAAUAGCAACAAGAGGAACUUCUCUGAAACAUGAGCCUUUACCUCCCGGUUUUACAGCUUCUGAAUUAUAAAAGGAUACUCAAAGGAAAUUCCAGGCAAAACACACAGAUGCAUACUGACACUGACUCAUCUGUCAACAAAGCAAGUUAUGGAAAAGAAAUUUGUGUGCUGUCAAUGACCCGUGUCUUAGGUUUUAAACAUCUUUUACUUUGAAGUAAUUUGUGCCUUGGUAAGUUUUUCUAUUGUGCAACAUUGACAUGAUCCUGCUCUUACUGCAGAUUAAGUGUAAACCCGGUUAUUUUCCAUAUACAGCUGGAUACACAUUCCUUUUAACAGCUCCAGUUCGUACAAUGCUUUAAUGAAGUACAACGAUUAUCAUCAACGGUAUCUAUCUGUCUUCAAAUGAACCAGGAUAUCUGGAACAAUAUACUGUAUACUGUAACAAGCUUUUGUCUCAGACUUUCCUGGAACCUGGUCAGUCUUACAUAUCAUAAGACAAUCGGAUCUUUCAAAGCAAUGUUGAACAGUGCAGCUUUUGAAUGCUCAUCUUAGUCAUCCAAAGGAUUUAGCUGAUUAUUUUGAAUAAGUUUUUCUUGAGUUGCAACAAUAAAAGUAACUUGCUGGUCUAGUAGGUUUCACAACAUCUACAAGUUAUAGAGAUGAACUUUGUGUUAAUACCAGUGUAAUGAAUUCCAUCAUCUAUCCCAUCAGACGUUUUAAUUCUUCCAUAAAUAGUAGAUUACAUGUGAUUCCAGGCAGAAUGAAUUUCCCUUUGGGGACCAAUAAAGUUCUUGUAUUAUCUUCUCUCAUACUACAUUUUGUAAAGUUCCUAAUUUCAGGAAAAAAAUGCAGUUUAGAGUAAAGAUUCUAUCUGAGAAGAUCAUUAAAACCAGCCUAAAAUAAAAACACAGUUUGUUUUUAUAGCCCUGAAACACUAAUCAGAUCCCUGCAGCCUGCAUGUCAAUAUGACAAACAAAUACUUGGUUAAUGUUUGGCAAACUGUACAUAGAAGUUGAUGUCUCAGUAUUUUCUCUAAAGCCAGCACUGAACAUCCAACUCUUUUCUCAAAUAUUCAUAUUGAAGCACACAAUCAAGAUAGAUUUUGGGAUUUCUUAUGCCUUAUUUGUGAACUUAAUGUUAAAGGUAAAUAUGUUUUCACUACUGUCUAGACAUAGCUGUUAUGUGUAAUAGAGCUGUCAUGUCUAUUUUUUUUUUGCCAACAGGCUACUGUGGUAUGACAUUUCAUAAUAAAAGCCAUGUUAGAGCACAGUAUGUAACAACAAUCGGAAAUGGAAUUAACAAAAUGCGAUAAAACCAAAAAUGUAAAAACUGACCCAAAAUGUAACAAAAUGGUGAACCCAAAAUGUGACAAUUUGCUACAUUUUUUUGAUUACAUUUUGUGUCGUUACAUAUCGGGCCCUAACAAGCCUUUUUGCCAUAAUCAUGGCAGUAUAUUUAUUUCUUUGACCAAUCGACUGCUUACUCUACCUAUGAGCUUAAAUUGUUAUAUUUUGGUUGGGGUUGAAGCUCACUCAAGUCUGCUUGAUUUACUUUGCAUUUAUAAUUAUCUCCGGUUCAUAAAUUGCAACGUUUUAAUCACUAUGUUUUUCACAUAACCUCACAAAUAUAUCUAUAUUUUUCACUUUGCAUAACUUUUGAUUUACAUCCAAAUCUGAAAUCAGUUAAGAAAAGGUUCAGCACAGGGUAAUGGAAGAGAGAAAUUAAGGGAUGCUUUAAGCAGUACUGUAAUUUUCUGAGGGAUUAACUUUGACAUUCGUGGGAUGUUAUGUUCAUAAAAUUUGAAAUAAAUUUUGCAUACCAAAAAAGAAAUGUGUUCACUUGUGAGGCUCUAGGAUGAUUUCCCUUCAACUUUGAAUACAUGUGUGGCAACACAAA